Diuraphis noxia (Russian wheat aphid) is the source of this 1892-nucleotide messenger RNA. RefSeq names its product IQ calmodulin-binding domain containing protein igloo (gene igl). Lineage: Eukaryota; Metazoa; Arthropoda; Insecta; Hemiptera; Aphididae. The record is from RefSeq and is a predicted model, not a curated record. Gene Ontology annotation, molecular function: calmodulin binding.
CGUACUUACGACUCGGCGGUUGAUGUACGUCGACGCUACACGCUGCUAUUACACGACGAUACCGUAGUCGACGUGAGCGUAGCGGUCUGCAGCACCGCGCGUCACGGAAUCACCUAUAUACUGUUUCGGCCACCAUCACGACUGCAGCAAGAGCCGUGGCUGGCGGUGGACGGUAGCGACGGUGGCCAUCGGAUGCGGUCCGGCCCGGCGGCGGAUGGAGAACCGCGGGUGAUGCACGCGGCCGACCGUCGUCAUGGGCUGUAACCCGAGCAAAGACGGAGGCGCCGUCGGCGGAGAAGGCGUAGGAGGAGACGGCGGAGUAGACGUCAUCAACAAACUGUCGUCGGCCGCCGAGUCGGAUGCGGCCGAAACGCUCUUGAUACCGUUGAGUGACGAUUUGGGAAAACUUGACAGUUUGGCCAGUUCGGUUAGCGAAGAAGAAAACUCCGACACGAUGAAAACAUCAGAGGAAGUAGAUUUCGAAAAGGAAUUCCGGCCGGAUGACGUUGAAUUGUGUCAUGCCGCGACCAAAAUCCAAGCGUCAUUCCGGGGUCAUAUGACUAGGAAACAGCAGGCCUGUGGAAAAGACGAACCUGGCGCAACGGCUUCAGGUUUGACUUCUAAAGAUGAAAGUCUCGAAUCGCAGUUGAAAAACAUCGACAUAAAUAAGGACGCAGACAUAGACCAGCUGUUGGACGUGGACUUGGCCGAUCCGGAGUUGCACAAAGCCGCUACAAAGAUUCAGGCGUCGUUCCGCGGGCACAAAGCUCGGAAGGCUGAUGACGCAAUCGAAGCCAAGCAAUAGGACUCCGCCGCUGUAUAAAAUUUCCUUUUUAUUAUUAUUAAUUUUAUUGUUAUUAUUAUUAUUUGUAUUUGAUUCUUUUCUUGCAUUUCACAAUGCUAUGGUAAUAAUUAUAAUAUCUAUCGAGGACGGACUAAUUAAUGCAGCAUAAUAAUACAUCUGCAAUUGUUGAACUACACCACUGCGGUUAUUAUUAUUAUUAUCAUUAUCAUCAUCAUAGUAAUUUUCGAUAAAAUUAUUUUAUUUCACUACGGAUGUAGGAGAGAAAGCGUUUUAUUAAAACUUUAUUUAUAUUMAUUGAUAUAGCUUUUCCAAAGCUGUCGUGACAAGUUUCUUAUUAGGUUCAGCAACAUAAUAACAUGUCAGUCGGUUUGUAAACCACAGAAUUUCCUAUAUAAUGUAAUUAAAUAGAAUCAUUAGGUUUUUUUUUCUCUUAAGCUAAUAACAUUCCUUUUCCGCCAUCCUCGCCUUAUAUUAUAAUGCAUUAAUACAGUCAUAAUAUUAUAUUCAUUUUCACUAUGUCGAUUGUAACCAACACAAAAUUCGUAUCAAUGUGUAAUUAUUAUUAUUAUUAUUUUUACUAUUAUUAAUUAUUAAUAWAUAUUAUAUUUUAAAACACGCACAUCAAUUUAAAUAAUUUYCUGGAGUUUCUACCAAAACAUAAACGGUUGAUAUUGUAUUUCGUAUUAUAUACCUACCUUAUGUGUUGUAACUAAAAUUUGGUGGCUGCAGGGUAAUAAUACUAUAAUCAUUAUAUGAAUACCGUCGAGUCCCAUCAGAAUGUAAUAAUCAAAUGUAAUCGUAAUCAAAAUAAUAAUAAUUAUAAAUUAAAUUAACACCACGAUAACGACGAAAGUUUCUAUUACAUUGAGCUUGGAGAACUUAUCACAUAUGCGUCGUUACAAAAAAUGAUAAUAAUAAUAAUCUUCUUCAAUACUGCACAGUGUUAUUUCAUCGCUGCAGUAUUAUUUUAUCGGCAUAAUCGUUUCAUAAUUACUUUUUUCGACCAGUCGUUUUAAAAUUUUUAACGUUUACGAGAUAAUAUUAAAUUUAUUAUUAUUAUUAUUAUUAUUGACUAUUGUAGUGAUAA